AUGGAAAGAGCUUUGCAUGAGCAGUUCUAUCGAGCUGAACCAGAAGUCACAAUUGCUGAUUUGGCAAAGAUGUCUCAGGAAGCACACGAAUCAGCCCAAGAUUUUCUAGAUAGAUUUAAGGCCGCAAGAAACAAGUGCAGAGUUAAUUUGGGGGAGCAAGAUUUUGUCUGGAUAGCUCAACAAGGUCUAAAUUACGAGUUGCGCAAGAAAUAUGAAGGAGUUGAUAUUAGAGGAAUUUUUGAAUUAACCACUAGCGUGGCUAGAUAUGAGGCAAUCAUCAGAGAAAAGACUCAAGCCAGAUCAGCCUCGAAGGGAACUUAUUAUAAGAACCCUACUGUUCAUGCUAUGGAGGCCAAUUUCGAAGGUUUGCAGGUCAAGGAAGAAGAUUCGACCGACAUCAAUGCUGCCGAACUAUUUGUAAACAAGCCAUUGGUUUGUAAAGCCCUUGCAAAGCCAACAAACCCAAUCAAUGACAAACCUCAGCCAAUAACCUACCAUACCAAAGAUGGCACACCUUUAAGAUUGACACCAACUCGCACUUACUCUUUUUAUAUCCCAAAGGCUGAUAUAAUUUUUGAUCAACUUGCUGAGAAAGUAAUUAAAUUGCCGAACGGCCAUGUUAUACCUAAGGCCGAUGAAAUUAGAAAUAAGUCUUAUUGUAAAUUUCACAAUUCAUGGAAGCAUUCUACUAACAAUUGUGUGGUUUACCAUGAUCCUUUGCAGGAUCUCAUCGAAAGAGGAAAGCUGAAAUUCCCUGAGUCGAGCAAACCGGCUUAG
This is a messenger RNA of Rosa chinensis, 777 nucleotides long. RefSeq lists its product as uncharacterized. The transcript has a single exon. NCBI's taxonomy places the organism in Eukaryota, Viridiplantae, Streptophyta, Magnoliopsida, Rosales, Rosaceae. The record is from RefSeq and is a predicted model, not a curated record. The coding region runs from base 1 to 777 and encodes 258 amino acids.